Molecule: messenger RNA, 3692 nt
Organism: Struthio camelus australis
Lineage: Eukaryota; Metazoa; Chordata; Aves; Struthioniformes; Struthionidae
Source: RefSeq, a predicted model, not a curated record
GCAGCUGCUGGUAGCUACUUGGUACCUGCCGUCAGCCCCCGGGGGUUGGUGGCCUCGGAGUUAUUCCAGGAAUGGUUUGUCCCCGCUUUGUCCUGAGUAGGCCCCAAAAGGCACGAUGCAGAUCUCUUUGCUUGUGGCUCCAGGUCUGGUCUGCCUCUGCUGCUGUAGGCUCUAGAGCGUGUGAAAAUACGCGUUUCUCAACGCUUUAUGUAGUCUAGAGUCUAAGAAACAGUAGCUGCUCAAUGUAGUUUGUAAACGCUGAGGCUGUAUACAGUUGGCAAAUCCUGUAUUUUACAGGUUACUGUUAAACUUCAGAAACGAUUGUCAGGUCGAUAAACGUAGUGGAAUCAUUCACUAGUAACAUGGGUUUAAUGAAAUUUCUACAGAAAUUUAGUUACAGUAAAAAGUCAGUUCUCCAGUUUCUAAGGUUUCAGAUUUUUACAUCUCUGCAUCACUAAUGGAAUUCCCCAUGUUUAUUCUACUGAUUUUAGAAAUUACUAACAGGAAAUAAUCUUUCAGUAAUGUUCCACUGAGAUUAUUGUUAAUAAGCUAUUAUAGGGGUAAUUUUACAGUAAUAACACCUGUAUGAAAUUGUUAGAGUUAAUGAAAUUGUGCGGCAGAGGUGUUUAUAGCACAGAAGUUUGAUAAUGCGGUGCGGUUGUUCGAGGCUUUAGGAUGUAGUAAAAUUUUUUUCUUUUUUGUGAUGAACAUUUAUGUCUUGUGCUUUGAAUUUAGAGUUUACAGUUAAAGACUUAUGCAGUUAGAAGAAUGUGGUUUUUAUUUUCUGGUGGUAUGGCACCUUGUGAAAGGUAUUGGAUAGUCUGUUCUAAUUUCUAAUUCUACUUGGUGAAGUAGCAACAUUUUUCAUGGGACUGCAUGUAUCUUACUAGAGCAUUUUAUUUCCUGGAGUCUUAAAAUCACAUGGCUUUAUACUCAAAAGGUACUUAAAAAUAAUGUGAAUAAUAUAUCUUUCAUUGCUUGGCAAUUCAGAAAAAAAUGUAAAACAUUAUUUUGGGUCAAAGUGGAAUGUAAAUAAUUUUUUUUGGUGAACCAUAUAGUCUCAAGUUUCUGUUGCUGGGCAGAGUUAUUUCACAUUAGAAAAUUCAGAUGAGUUGCUAGAAACACAUAAAAAACCUCUGAAAAAAUUGAAUAUUUUUCUUAGAUUUUUGGGAUCAGAUAAUAUUACAAAAUUAUGCUGCAUCUGUCAAAUGUUUUUGCAUGCUGUAUCUGAAUUCUUUACCAAAUAUUUGGCCAAAACUUUUUCCUGUUUCUCUUAACAAAUCCUCUUUGUGUUUGGCAGUUACAGCUCAGUUUGUUCCAUCUGAUGUGAAUUGCUGCUUUGAAUCCAAAGGAUCCACAAACAAAAUUGUCACAGAGAAGAUUCAGAUCCUGACAGGGACUGAGCACUGUUAGUUCUGUUUGCUGUUAUGUGCUCAGGCCUGGAUCAUUAAUGGGACGUCUAGGUAGUUUUGGCACUGGCAGUUAAGCGUGCUACCAGUUUGUCAGUAAGUAGCAGAUAGGGAUUAAAUGAAUUUCAUUGCCUUCUCCAAGUAGCGCUGAGUGACAUGAUGCAUAUUUUAACAGCAUGUGACAAGCUUGUUCAACACUGAACAACUAAAUCAACACUGAACCUGCUGCUGCAUAAGACAUCCUUCAUUUAAAUGUCCGAGUGAUGGUGGAUUUAUGUAACAGCACAAAAGGGAUAUGCUUAACAGGUCCCCCAGGUCCCCCAGGGCCUCCUGGACUCGAUGGAUUGCCUGGCUACAAUGGAUCAGAUGGAGUUCCAGGUGCACCAGGACAAAAGGGUGAACCAGGAUUAAAUGGAAAAAGAGGAAAAAUAGGUGUUGCAGGACCAAAAGGUGAUCAAGGACCAAAAGGAGAACCUGGAGAAAUGGGUUUACCUGGCAAAGAUGGUAUGCCAGGAGGAAAAGGUGCAAGAGGAGCAAAGGGUGAAAAAGGGGAUGCAAGCAACGAUGUGAUAUUAGAAGGUCCAAAAGGUGAACCUGGACCGCCAGGUCCCCCUGGACCACCUGGGCCCCCAGGACCCCCAGGAAAACGUAAAGGUAAAGCACAGCUUCAGGAGAACAUAUACAGCAGCAAAUGUACAGGUGAGACAUGUGCUGUACCAAAUGAUGAUACUUUGGCUGGAAAAGCUGAAGACAGAACCAGUGAUCAUGCAAAAAAACCUGAAUGUGUCAUAACAUCUGUAGGAAGUCCUGUUCACCUUGUCAGUGUACAGCAAACAUUUGGAACUUGGAUGCGGGAACCUGCAAAUAUAAGUGAUGAAAGGAUUUGGCUUACCAUGCACUUUUCAGGAAACUCUAUAAAAGAAUAUGAGAAUUCCAAUGCAUUGCUGAAUGACAGCUACAGGAUCAUUAACAUCACAGGGUUCUUUUAUGGAUGUGGUCAUGCAGUACAAAACAAUCAUCUGUACUAUCAAAAGGGAGGAACCAAUGUCAUUCUAAAACUGGGGCUUGAUAAAGCAUCAUCGGGCACACUGAUAAUCGAAAAUGCCUUAUAUCAUGGUCGUAACUACCUCUUUUCUAACUCGAAGACAUAUUUCAAUGUAGCAGUGGAUGAAAAGGGUCUUUGGAUUAUAUAUGCCUCAAGCACUGAUGAAAAUAUAAUAGUAGCACAUAUUGAUGAAGAAACAUUUUCAGUCAUUCGGCAUGUCAACACUACAUAUCCUAAGUCCAAGGCUGGUAAUGCAUUCAUAGCAUGUGGAGUUAUGUAUGUUACUGAUACUAAGGAUAUGACAGUAACUUUUGCUUUUGAUUUAUUGAAAGAGAAGCAGAUUGAUACAAGCUUUGAGUUACGCUCUUCACAGUCUGUUCUUGCUAUGCUUUCAUACAGUUUGAGAGAUAAGAACUUGUACACGUGGGAGAAUGGGAGUUUAAUGGUAUACCCUGUACGUUUUGGCAGAUGAAUAUAUUAUGAAAUGGCAUAUCAUGGGAGCUAUGUUUGGCUAAACAGAUUAUUUAAAGCUAUAUCAUAUACACGGGGUGGGGGGGGGUCUCUUCGCUUCUCAGUAUACAUCUGUUGGCUAAUGGUGGUUUGUGUGCAUGCAUAAAAUGGGAGAUCAGAUCCCUUUGUAUAAAUACAUUUAAAAUUAUACAGGCCAUUCUAGGGUUUUUAGAAGAAGAGCUGUCCCAUAUUGCAGCUGGCACCCAGCACAAACUUGCUUUUGUUUUUCCUCUGUUAUUCAGCCUAUAAUUACACUUAAUGUAUACUGAUUAUUCCACAGUCAUGUGUUCAGCAAUGACUAUUUUUAACUCUCAGUUGCAAUUACCUUAUCUGCAAUCAUUUUCUAGUCAGUGAUUAUGGUUUAGUAUAAAUGUCUAAAUAAUGAUCUCUUGUGUACAAAUACAUUUCUCUGUCAUUUUCACUUAAUACUUUCCACUGACUCUCUGUGAACAUUUUUUGACAAUGAUAUACAGCUGUUAAAAAUAUCGGGGAUGGAAACAGUUGUUUAAAUAGGAACAAAUCAGAAAUUUGGAAUUGACAAGUCUGGCCAACUGUUACAUAAUCAAAAGCAAAAUCUAGCCCAAGUGCAAGGAAAAUGGGAAUGAUAACAUUAUUAAAUAUCAUUGAAGUAUGUGAAAUUGUGUUGAGUGAAGAGGGAAGGAAAGUAACUGGAUAUAAACUGAUGAAAGAUGUAAAAAUGUAAGAUUAAAACUCCAUUUUUAACAGUG